AUGCCCUUAUCUGCUUCGAAAGAACCGGUGUCAUCCAAACAUGGUGAAGAGGUGGCAACUGGAUCAAUAAUAGCUGAAACUUCUACUGUACAGGACGAAAGCCAUUCUGUUUCGCCUCCAAAACCAAUUCCCAACUGGGUGGAAGAGGUUGAUCUUCCAACCGAGGAUCAAAACGAUACCAUAAACGAUCUUAGAGAUAAGUGUGCGAUUCUUCUAGAAUCCUUCUCUAAAAACCAAUCAAGAGACCGCUUUACAUGGCAAGAUAUCGCACAACGCCUCGUUUUGGAGGGGAAGGGAACGACCGCUGAAGUGGGUGCCACCAGGGAAGACUUCCAACGUCUGCUUGGAGAAUUCAAAAAUCCAGGAGAGAGCGACGUCUAUCUUCGGGUUUUAAAGGCCCUGGAGAAGCAUAGACGCUGA
Messenger RNA from Sphenostylis stenocarpa, 420 nucleotides. The record is from the annotation of a GenBank genome assembly. Lineage: Eukaryota; Viridiplantae; Streptophyta; Magnoliopsida; Fabales; Fabaceae.